AUCGAGGCGGCAAAGCCCGCAGCUGUGCGGAGAUGUUGAACAUGUGGAAAGUCAGAGAGCUAGUGGACAAAGCCACCAAUGUGGUGAUGAACUACUCAGAAAUCGAGUCCAAGGUGAGAGAGGCCACCAAUGACGACCCCUGGGGACCCUCCGGACAACUAAUGGGAGAAAUAGCCAAAUCUACCUUCAUGUAUGAGCAGUUUCCAGAGGUGAUGAACAUGCUGUGGACCAGGAUGCUGAAGGACAACAAAAAGAACUGGAGACGAGUCUACAAGGCACCUGAGCUGGCCGUUGCCACUCUGGUCAGCAAUUUCUGGGAUCUCUUAUGA
Messenger RNA from Archocentrus centrarchus (flier cichlid), 329 nucleotides. RefSeq names its product clathrin interactor 1-like. Gene Ontology annotation, molecular function: clathrin binding; phospholipid binding. The record is from RefSeq and is a predicted model, not a curated record. The transcript is spliced from 4 exons. Bases 33 to 329 code for a protein of 98 amino acids. Gene Ontology annotation, biological process: endocytosis. Gene Ontology annotation, cellular component: clathrin vesicle coat; endosome; plasma membrane. NCBI's taxonomy places the organism in Eukaryota, Metazoa, Chordata, Actinopteri, Cichliformes, Cichlidae.